CUCCAGCUUUUCGUAGACUUGAACUACCAACCACUCCGCCAUUAAAUGGCAAUCAUUUCACGGACUAGACAUAUACUGCAAUGGCAAACACAGAACCGCCAUUAAGAGCAGAAUCUUCGUUUGUUGUUCCCUUCAAAAAUCAUCCGCAUAACCACUAACAACAUCCCAGACUAUCAUUUACCCAAGGCUUCGUCCUCGGCCAAUUAUCCAUCGUCAUCAUCCUAGGAGCCUUCAUAAAAUUCUUCAUCUUCGGCGACCCCCCCUCCCCCGAUGUCACAGCCGCCGUACGCGCCACGGAGCGUCGUUCCCUAACUCUGGCCCAUAAACGCUCCCUCCUCUCCCUGCGAUCGACUCGCCAUCCCCCACAACCCCUCAAUAAAAAGCGAUCGCAGAUUCUCAGGAAUCCCCCUCCGCUGACGACGAAUGCGAUCCUCUCCAAGACAUAUUACAACGUUGAUUCCCACCAGCCCGAGAGUUUGGAUUGGUUCAACGUCCUGGUUGCGCAGACGAUCGCGCAGUUUCGAAGUGAUGCCCAACACGACGAUCGGAUCCUUACGAGUCUCACGACGGCGUUGAAUGGAGAUAAACGGCCUGAUUUCCUGAGCGAGAUCAAGGUUACGGAAAUCAGUCUAGGCGAGGACUUUCCCAUUUUUAGUAAUUGUCGUGUUAUUCCCGUGGACGAGGAUGGACUGAGUCUCGGGCCUGGACUACGGGCCGAAAGAGGGGAACCAGGACGUCUGCAGGCGAGGAUGGAUGUCGAUCUGAGUGAUUUCAUCACGUUGGCGCUGGAGACGAAGUUGUUGCUUAAUUAUCCCAAGGCUGGGAUUGCGGUCUUGCCUGUUGCGUUGGCGGUUAGUGUUGUGCGAUUUAGCGGGACGCUGUCGAUCUCUUUCAUCCCUGGGAGUCCGGACACAGCCACGACACUAGCCUUCUCCUUUCUAGAUGACUACCGCCUCGACCUCUCGAUCCGUUCCCUCGUCGGCUCCCGCUCCCGUCUUCAAGACGUCCCUAAAAUCGCCUCGCUUGUGGAAGCGAGAUUACAUACCUGGUUCGAUGAGCGCUGUGUGGAGCCGCGCUUCCAACAGAUUGAACUUCCUAGUGUCUGGCCCCGGAAGAAGAAUACUCGCGGCGAGGCGCCGGGCGAACGACCGGGUGAACCGGUGGGUGUUGCGGGCUCGAAGGGGAAGGAGGUCCAGCGGGAUUUGAGGGAGGAGGCGAGGAGGGAGGUGGAGGCGGAGGAGAGGGCGAAGAAUGAUCUCGAGGAGUUGGAGAGGAUUGAGGAGGAGGGGUUGAGGUGGAGGAGGAGGGCGAGGGGAGAGGAUCUGAGUUAUAGUAUGCCGGGUAGUAUGCCGGGGUUGAAUAUGACUUGA
Hymenoscyphus albidus is the source of this 1370-nucleotide messenger RNA. Lineage: Eukaryota; Fungi; Ascomycota; Leotiomycetes; Helotiales; Helotiaceae. The record is from the annotation of a GenBank genome assembly.